Molecule: messenger RNA, 2001 nt
Organism: Amphiprion ocellaris (clown anemonefish)
Lineage: Eukaryota; Metazoa; Chordata; Actinopteri; Pomacentridae
Gene: gpalpp1
Product: GPALPP motifs containing 1
Exons: 7
Coding region: 130-1173 (347 amino acids)
Source: RefSeq, a predicted model, not a curated record
UCCCACUGUUUACUUCCGCGGUGAAAAGUCAACCUCGUCCUUUUAGGCUCUUUUUGUUUAUGAGGCAGUUUUCUUACUUUGGUAGAAAUUGCCGAAGCUACUUGAGUGAGUAAUUAAUCAUUAUCAAAUAUGUCGUCUGAUAAGCUAAUUGGACCCGCUUUACCGCCCAUGUUCAGAAAGGAGAGUCCUGAAGACUCUGAUAGUGAAGAAGGAUUCGCCGGUCCUGCUUUGCCUCCUGGUUACAAGCGGGCAGAACCGUCGAGCUCCUCUGAUGAGGAUGAAGAGAAGGUGUCGUUCAAAAGAGCCAAAACUGGACACACAUCAGGAGACAGACCUAUAGAGGAGAACAAAGAAGAAGAAGAUGAUGGUUUCUUUGGACCAGCCCUGCCACCAGGAUUUAAGAAACAGCAGAGUUCACCAGAAAGGCCACCUGUACUGGGACCAGCUUUGCCUCCUGGGUUUCGCAGAGCAGCGUAUGAAAAUGAUGAUGAUGAUAAUGACGGUGAAGAUGGAGAGGGCUACCCAGGGCCUGCCCUUCCACCAGGCUACCAGGUCGAGCCCUCCAGCAGCGAGGGAGAGGACGACGAUGUGAUCGGACCCAUGCCAGCCAAAGGACCUAUUCAAGACUCUGUGGCUCUAGACUUUGAGCGCAGAGCACAGAGAAUGAAAGAGAAACUGACAGGAGAUGAUACUCCUGAGGUGCUGACAAGAGAAUCAUGGAUGACUGAGCUCCCACCAGAGCUGCAGCACAUCGGCUUGGGGGCCCGAACUUUCAAGAAGAGGUCGGGUCCAGAGAACAAGGAUCGCUCCAUUUGGACAGAUACACCAGCAGACAGGGAGGGCAAGGCCAGGGAGCGCCUUGAGAGAAAGAAGAAGGGUGAGGCAGAGAAAGACGACGCACCACAACUUUCCCGGAAAGACUUGGAAAUGGCAGAGAAGGUGUCUCAGUAUAAUGAGUCUAAACGUGCUGAGUCUCUGAUGAGUUUGCAUUCGAAGAAGAUGAAGGAAAAAGCAAAAGAGAAAGCUGACAAACCAGUGGAGAGGAGGCCAUUUGAUCGUGAUGCUGACCUGCAGGUGAACCGCUUCGAUGAUGCGCAGAAGCAGCGGCUGCUGAAGAAGUCUCAGGAACUGAACACACGAUUCUCUCACAGCAGGGACCGAAUGUUCUUGUAGCGCACUGUCAAAAUGUAAAAAAAAUAAAAAAUGCUUUUUAACGUGCAGACCUCCACUGGCCGCCUCAUUAGGGAAAUUUUCAUACAGGGUUUGUAUGAUAUGGACUAUGUUUCUAUUGUACAUGAGGUAAAUUAAACUGGAUCAAAUGGACAAUAAAGACCUGGCAGACAUGUCCAUUUAUUAAAAGUACAUGUCUAUGGCUGGAUGCAAUGUUACACUAAAUGUUUCAAACUGAUUCAAGCUGUUAAAAAGCAGCAGCCAGUGGAGCCUGCAUAUUUUCCCAGGAGACACUGUUUUAGGGCUGAUGAUGUGGAAAGAAAUGCAAACAAAUUAAAUAUUUUUCCUACAUUGAUAUAUCAGGUUGUCUUUUGACACUGGACUAUAUUUCUGCCGGUACCAAUUAGAUCAAUGGCAUAAUGCCUGAAAAAAUUUACUUAGUUGAUAUUCAUCCUGUUAGACUAUAGUCGUAUUGUAAAUCAUUUUCAUUUGGUAUGCUAAAAUGUUUGAGGACUUUAGUGGGAAACCUCCAAUUUAGUAAUUUCUUAUUUUUCUUAAUCCCUUCAUUACAAUGAGAGAUGUUGUACUAUUAUGUGUAACAAUUUUUCUUGCAUCCUGAAGCUGUUUUUACAAAUGUGUUUUUGUUUCAGUUGAUUAAAGGUUUUUUAAAAACCUACACGUUAUUUUUACCAGUGCAUUGUUACCUGUGAGUGUCAUCAUUAAUAAACUGUACAUGGGUCAAUAUAAAAUUGAGGGACUUUUGAAGUCCAUGGGCUAUAUCUUGCAUACAUUUUUAUUAAAAGUAAACAGUCCUGAUGUUUAUGCUCAUUA